UCUUACAGCCGUGACUCUAAACAUGCUGAAGUCCUCAAAACGCUUCUGAAGAAGAAGUUUGAGUGUCUGUAUGAGGGAACAGCGACGCAGGGAAACCCAACACUCCUGAAUGAGAUCUACACAGAGCUCUACAUCACAGAGAGUGAGAGUGGAGAGAUCAGUAAUGAGCAUGAGGUGAGACAGAUUGAGACACAAUCCAGGAGAGCAGCAACAGAGGACACAGCCAUCAAAUGCAGUGACAUCUUUAGACCUUUACCUGGACAAGACAAAGCCAUCAGAACUGUGCUGACAAAGGGAGUCGCUGGCAUUGGAAAAACCGUCUCUGUGCAGAAGUUCAUCCUGGACUGGGCUGAAGGGAAAGAGAAUCAGGAUGUCCAGCUCAUAUUUCCACUUCCUUUCAGAGAAGUCAACCUGAUGAAGGACAAAACACUCAGUUUUUCAGAUCUUCUUCAUGUCUUUUUCCCUGAAACUAAAGAAAUGGAGAUAUCCAGUGAUGAAUAUGAAGUGUUGUUCAUCUUUGAUGGUCUGGAUGAGUGUCGUCUGUCUCUGGACUUUAAGAGCGAUGUGAGGUUGUGUGAUGUAAGUGAAUCAGCAUCAGUGGACGUGCUGCUGAUGAACCUCAUUGUGGGGAAUCUGCUUCCCUCUGCUCUCAUCUGGAUCACCUCCAGACCAGCAGCAGCUGAUCUUGUCCCCUCUGAGUGUGUCCAUCGAGUGACAGAGGUACGAGGCUUCAAUGAGCCACAGAAGGAGGAAUACUUCAGGAAGAGAAUCAGUGAUCAGAGUCUGGCCAACAGGAUCAUCUCACACCUGAAGUCAUCAAGGAGCCUCUACAUCAUGUGCCACAUCCCAGUGUUCUGCUGGAUCUCAGCCGCUGUUCUCGAGAAGAUGCUGAGUCCAGCAGAGAGUGGAGAGAUUCCCAAGACUCUCACUCAAAUGUACACACACUUCCUGAUCCUUCAGACCAACAUCAAACGUGAGAAGGACUAUGAGAAGAAGGUGACAGAUGAAGACAUGAUCCUCAAACUGGGGAAACUGGCUUUUCAGCAGCUUGUGAAAGGAAACCUGAUCUUCUAUGAGGAAGACCUGAGAGAGUGUGGCAUUGAUGUGACAGAAGCAUCAGUGUACUCAGGAUUGUGCACUCAGAUCUUCAGAGAGGAGUUUGGCUUGUAUCAGGGGAAAGUCUUCUGCUUUGUUCAUCUGAGCAUUCAGGAACAUCUAGCAGCUCUAUAUGUGCACCUCUCCUGUACAAACCACAACAGAAAUGUGUUUGACCAAACCAAACAAACUAAAGUUUCACUAUCUUAUCUCCAUCAGAGAGCUGUGGAUGAGGCUUUAGGCAGUAAAAAUGGGCAUCUGGACCUUUUCCUUCGUUUCCUUCUGGGUCUGUCAGAGGAGUCUAAUCAGAGUCUCUUACAAGAACUGAUGACACAGAUAGGAAACAGGUCUCAUAAUAAUGAGAAAACAAUUCACUUUAUUAGAGAAAAGAUCAGUGAGAAUCCCUCUCCAGAUAAAUACAUCAAUUUGUUUCACUGUCUGAAUGAACUGGGUGAUCUUUCUCUAAUGAACGAAGCUGAACCUCGUAUGAGCCGUGGAGGAUUACGUCAUGUGAAACUCUUCUCAUCUCAGUGGUCAGCUUUAGUUUUUGUGUUGUUGACCUCAGAGCAGACAAUGCAGGAGUUUAGGCUGAAGAGCUUAAUUGGAGCAGAACAUGAUAGUGACACAUUUGUCACCCAGAAAGCACAAAAUACAGCAGAUGAAGUUCUUCAGAAACUUCUGCCUGUGGUUACAGCAACUAGAUCAGCUGAGUAA
Messenger RNA from Sinocyclocheilus grahami, 1809 nucleotides. RefSeq names its product protein NLRC3-like. The transcript is spliced from 2 exons. The annotation marks the transcript as partial. Lineage: Eukaryota; Metazoa; Chordata; Actinopteri; Cypriniformes; Cyprinidae. The record is from RefSeq and is a predicted model, not a curated record.